AUGUACUGGGACACAGCGACAGCGGCUUCGAAGGAUGAGGCUUCUGAGGAUAAAUUUGUUGCUAAGGCUGAGACGUGCCGUGAUGCUCUGGAGAGCUUGAAGGAGAAGUAUUCCGGUUGGAUUUUGCCUGAGCUUCCGGGCCCAAAGGUGACGCUUGGGGUAUGGAUUUGGACGGCUUUGCUUCAGGAAUAUUGCCAACAGAACAAACUGGACCGUCCUAUUUAUACGAAAUAUGCGCACGAGGAAGGGUUCCGGUAUGAAGUAGAGGUUGGAGGGGUAUCUUGCUUCGGGGCCAAUAAGUUCUAUAAAACUGCAACUGAGGCUAUACAUGCUUCUGCUCAUGCAGCUCUUUAUUGUCUUUUAAUCACCGGCCCCGAGAUUAUGCCAUUGUUUCAAGGGGCUAUGCGGAAACGACAUGUGGGCAGAAACCGACUGUUGUCUGGCGACCCAGGUGUGCCUACUGCGCCCAGGGCUGUUCUGCUGCCACCUGGGCCAACAAAGCAAGUGGGUGAGAUGGCUAGAAAGGGCAAGAAGAAGGAUAAUGGAAAGAACGCCAACUUGUUGCCGAUUCCUACGACGAGUCGGCGGUUGCCAACCGUAGUACUCCCGUCAUCGGAGACGAAAAGCCACAAAAUAUGGCCUGGAGACCUUGAGUUGAUGACGAAGAAAUAUUCGAAUCCGUGCGAGCGUGUUGAAAAGAUAUGCUUUCUUUUAUCCAUGGAACUGCCAGAAUAUCACAUAACCCCGUUGGAAGGACAGGCGGACGGGACUGCUCUGCUUUUCAGCGCGGCGGCGCGGUUCCCAAAUGAUCCAUUCCUUGCGCGGGUUGGUAAUAUUGGGUGGACCAAGUAUGUUGAAUCGACGCAGAUGGCUAAGGAGAAGUGUGCUGUGCAGGUGGUUGGGUAUCUGAUGAGGAUGGUUAGGGAGGAUGAGGAUUGGGAGCAGGAGGAUCCGGGGCAGAAGGUUGGGGAAAAUAUUAGCAGGUGGGAGGGAAUGGCUGCUUCAGCUGCUGCAGGUAUGUUAGAUUCGGGGGUUAAUGUGGAUUUUGGAAAGGGUGGUGCUGCGGUUGAUCGGUUUGGUUCGGAUGCUAGGUGUGAUUUCAUUCCCUUGGAGUUGGAAGGGUCUGUGAAAUUCAAGGAGGAUGAGGAGGAGGGUGGGAUUAUGUGGACGGGCGAGGUUAGAAGCAAAAAGAAUGAGAAUAAUGAUCGAGCAGAGUAA
Blastomyces gilchristii SLH14081 is the source of this 1218-nucleotide messenger RNA. RefSeq lists its product as uncharacterized. The record is from RefSeq and is a predicted model, not a curated record. NCBI's taxonomy places the organism in Eukaryota, Fungi, Ascomycota, Eurotiomycetes, Onygenales, Ajellomycetaceae. The coding region runs from base 1 to 1218 and encodes 405 amino acids. The transcript is spliced from 5 exons.